ACCACCACCACUAGUACUGUGCCGUGGUAGUGGCAGCAGUAGGAGGUCGCUGCAGAAACCCACAUGCCGGUGCCGUAGCUAGCUAGUCGUCGCAGCGGCGGUAUGCUACUAGUAUAGUAUAGCCUUCUUGUCCUCCUCCUCCUCCUUCUUGCACAGAUCUUGGGGGCAACAACCAAGUUGCAGGCUUGCAGUAGAAGAACCUCGGAGAAGAGGCUUGUCCCAUCGGUUGCAUUCUUGCGAAGAGGAGCCAGAGCUUCAGGAUAAAGCAGACACCAAUUCCUGAAGGAAACAAGUUCUUAAAUUGACACCACUUUCAGAAAACUAUUUUGUAAAGAUUCAAGAUAAUAAAAAUAGAGUAUGUAUCAAGACAGUUUCAGGUCGGUGGUUUGCAGAUCCCUUUCAAAGAGUCUUCCCUCCAAAACCAAGGAGAGCAGCUAUCCUGAAACAGCUCAAUGUGCUCUCCCUUGUGUUGUCACAUUACAACCUACAGUUUGUCGAAACUGUCAAGGCCGGGAUUGGAGCCCAUCACAAAGCAACCGGGAGGAUAGGUCCAUGGUGCUGCAGAAAGAUUACCUGAUGGCAUCCUCGCUCUCCAGGCGUUUCGCGGAGGACCUCCUAAGAGGUGCCAUGGACCUCCAGGAUUCCCUUGCGAUGCUCGAGAAGUUUCAAACUGCAUCACGAAGCAUGAGGAUAUCAAAUAAGAAGAGAAGGCCAGAGGCUUGUGAGAAAUCACCAGACAACAGUGUAUUCCGUGAAGCUAUGUUGGAAGCAUCAAAUGCCAACAAGACAGUGGCUAGAAGUGUCAGCAAUGGAUUAGAUGGGCAAGUAAGGAAUUCUACUGAUGAGCUGAAAAAAGUGGUCAAGGAUAGUUUUUAUAGGAAGAACAUCUUGUCAGCAUAUUCCAAUGAUGAACAGGCUUCCGUGAACAAGUCAUCACGCUACACAGCAAACAAGACUUUGAUAUCCAAGCCUAAUGAUCAGAAGAAGGCAGCACCAAGAUCAUUGCCAUCUUGUGCACCAGGGCAGCCUGACAAGUCCAAAUCCCCAUGCUUGGUAGCGAAGCUCAUGGGCCUUGAAGGACUGCCUACACACAGUAGCAAUACUGUCAAAAAAGACGAGACGAUGAAGACAGUAAAUUCACCAAGGGCACUUUUUGAUAUUGAGAUGCCUAAGGUCCAGCAAAGUGAUGAUAUGAAUUUUCCUUAUUCCCGGAAGAGCAUUGUUUCUCUGUAUGAUUCUAAUGCGAUUAAUGAGCUUGGCUCAAAGAAAGCAAUUCAGAGGGGAAAAGGCAUUGAUCAACCUCAAACCAGAGCAUCCAAGGAUAUCAAAGUUGUAUCUCACACAAGUCGAAAGCAACAAAUAAAAGAGACCAGUGAAAUGGGCAGGAGUAGUAGUGACAAACAAAAACCACAUUUAACUUAUAGGAACGGAGAAGGGAGGAAAGAUUCCAAGUCUAAAACAGGAUCAGCAUCUCGUUCUAAUGCUAGCAUAGUGAAAAGGCCUGAUAAGAAAUCUACAAUUGCAUCAAGUACCAGCAGUUCUUCAACAUGUCGCACAAGGAAACCGGUCACUCGUAAAACACCUAAUUCGAGAGAGAAGGCAGUGCCCAGUAGAAGUCGCAAGAACUCAGCUAUUGAUGACAUUGUGGCAUACGAGCUGCACAGAGAGUUCAUCCAAUUUGAUGGUCUAUCGACAGAACAUAGUGCAACACCUAGUGAUGAUAGCUACCAAAGUGUUGAUUGGGACACACAGCCUUGCACAGAUGGCGUCCAGGAAGAUUUGAGUGAAUCCUAUGAACCUUCUGUGGCUACCAGCUCUGCUGAAAGAACCGAUUCAACCAACAGAGAUGGUUUUCACCCAUCAACGCACUUAGCAUCAACAAAUGAAGUUGAAAUAAAGGACGAGAUGAGCCUGCUUCUCCUAAGUGAUCAAUCAUUCCUGACCAGGGCAGCAGAACUCAUUGGCAUUGGCGCGUCCGAGAUCGACCAUCUGGUUAACCGAUACAAACGCAUCCCCAACCCCAAGAAGGCCCAGAUGGAAAACCACGAGCUUUACCUGGACAUCGCGGCAGAGCAGCUGGAGCGGAAGCACCGUCAGCUGAACAGCUUCUGCUGCACCGCAAUCUGGGGCCAGAACUACAGGACGGCGGCAUACUUCUCGCUCGAGGCAUUGCUGACAGAUGUUCGCGACACGGCUCGAGAGCUGAGCAGCUACGCCGACGAUGAAGGUGGCCUCGGCGCCACAGGGGGGGACACGCUGUACGUGAAGCUGGAGAGGGAUCUGAGAUGCGCAGAUGCGUCGAUCAACAGCGCGUGGGACAUGGGCUGGGAGGACUGGAUCUGCAUGGAGGAGACACAGCGCUUCGUGAGAGAUGCUGGGGAGAGGAUUCUUUCAGCGCUCGUCGAGGAGGUUGCUCUGGACAUGUGUGGGCACAUUGAAGCAUAGGUGGUUCUUGCAUUUGUUGAGCACUGUUUAAUUGUUUUUUUUUUAGCUUUGUUCUCCGCUUGGCUGGCACAUACCAUGCUUGCCAGUUUCCAGUUGCUGUGCUUAGAUUUCACCUGUGUAAAUGUGCAAUGAUCUAGAGAGUUGCCUAAGAAAGUGAUGGAGUUUUUUUUUUUUUUUUGGUCUCCACCAAGAAACGGUUGUAAUUUUUGUGCAUAAGGCAUGAAAGCAUGAACAGACAAAGGCCCUUUUUUUCAGUAAAUUUC
Messenger RNA from Oryza brachyantha (malo sina), 2708 nucleotides. RefSeq lists its product as uncharacterized. The transcript has 5 exons. The record is from RefSeq and is a predicted model, not a curated record. Lineage: Eukaryota; Viridiplantae; Streptophyta; Magnoliopsida; Poales; Poaceae. Bases 358 to 2445 code for a protein of 695 amino acids.